CCCAGCGGGGGAGAAAAGAGCGCCCCGGGGCCCAGGCAGGAAGCUUCGGGAACAGGGGGAGGGGAGGGGGGCCUGCCUCUGGGCAGAGAGCCAAAGCAGGGAGGCAGAGAGACCUCCACAGCCCCCCAGCCAGCAGCUGAAGCCCUAGGCAGGUAGGAAGAGGACCAGAGGGCAAGCCAGGUCUGGAGGACAGCUUGGGAGCGUCUUCUCCUUGGUCACAACCUGGAAGGUGGCUGGUGAUAAAGCAACAGCCCCUGCCCAGUCUGCCAAGAGCUGGGGCCAGGAUGGGCUGCCUUCUGAGGCUAGGCUCCUCUCUCACAGGCUACACGGUGAGGGCCAUUGUGCCAGCUGAGAAGGAGGAGCUGGUGUCAGUGGCCAGGGCCAUGCACCGCGAGAAAUUCGCCAAGAACGUCAAGGAGCUCUUCCACCUGGAGAAGGAGGCAGCACUCAAGUCCAUCCAGACAGGUCUCUACAUAGGCUGGCGCUGCCCUGAAUACCUGUGGGAUUGUUUCCGGGUGGGCGAUGAGUCCCGGUGCUUCUGUGGGCACCUGCUGAAGCUGCAUCAGGUGUACGUGGAGAAACGAGCCACUGUGCCCUGCACGGUUGCAGACUGCAAAUGCCAAGGAUUCGUGUUCAUUCCUUCGUGCCCGGAGGAGGUGGGUGAAUUCUGGCUUCGGCGAAGAACUGGCUUUGAUGUGGCAGCCUGGCGAGCAAAAUGCCGGUGCAAGCACACACACGAGGAACACAUGCCAGUUGGAGCACGUGGAUGCUGUGUCCGAGCAGCCUGAGCACCUUCCCAUGAAGACCACUCGCUCUUACACAGGCUCCCAGCUAGCCAUCGCAACUGGGAGAAGCAUCGUUAAGAAGCAGAACGUGUGUGGACCGUUGAAGAGAAGGCCAGAUCUGGAAGGCCAAGAGCCACCUCUGCUAGAACUGUCCAGGUCUGCAGAACGGAGGCACAGAUGACUGCUAACGGCCGGCUGAAAAGUGGAGCUGAUGCUGGAGGAGUUGUCCACGCCCCGCAGCACAGCGUUGCUUAGACGACAAUGACCUGCGUGGGAUCAUUGUCAGAGGGAAACCAAGUGAUUGCCUAAGUAUGCCAAAGAAAACCUCGAUAAACCUGACACGAGACAAAAAGGGAACUCUUCAGCCACAGCCACACAAGACACAU
Messenger RNA from Python bivittatus (Burmese python), 1171 nucleotides. The record is from RefSeq and is a predicted model, not a curated record. NCBI's taxonomy places the organism in Eukaryota, Metazoa, Chordata, Lepidosauria, Squamata, Pythonidae.